Metschnikowia bicuspidata var. bicuspidata NRRL YB-4993 is the source of this 1371-nucleotide messenger RNA. RefSeq names its product chitobiosyldiphosphodolichol beta-1,4 mannosyltransferase (gene ALG1). The record is from RefSeq and is a predicted model, not a curated record. Gene Ontology annotation, molecular function: mannosyltransferase activity. Gene Ontology annotation, cellular component: endoplasmic reticulum. The transcript has a single exon. Lineage: Eukaryota; Fungi; Ascomycota; Pichiomycetes; Serinales; Metschnikowiaceae. Bases 1 to 1371 code for a protein of 456 amino acids.
AUGAACUACGCCUACUUCGGUGAGUUGGUUUUGUCAAGAAACUGGAUCCUCUGGCUCCUUUUCGCCUACUUUAUUCUACCAUUCACGGUUUACUUAUUCGUGCCAUUCUUCAUACACCGAAAGUCGGUUUUAAACAAGAAGUCAGUAUCGAUUUUCGUGCUCGGCGACAUUGGCCACUCGCCCAGAAUGUGUUACCAUGCUAGAUCAUUUGCAAGCCUCGGGUUUGCGGUUAAUCUAUGCGGAUAUCUCGAAAGCGAGCCUCCACAAGGCAUAAUCGAGGAUGUGAACAUCGAUAUUUUUCCGAUCCAGGCGAUCCAAAACCGCCGCAACUUGCCCUACUUGUUAUUUGCCAUCACCAAGGCUGUCCUGCAAAUCUUCAGUCUAUUUGAACUUUGUUAUCUGCUCUCAGGAUCGCAGUACUACAUGGUGCAGAACCCCCCGUCAAUGCCACUCGUUGCGGUUCUCGUGAUCUUCAUAAAAUUGUUCAGCCCACGGUCCAAGCUCAUUAUAGACUGGCACAAUUUGAACUACUCGAUUUUGAACUUGCGGUUCCAGAACGUGCGCCAUCCUUUGGUGCAAUUGAUGAAAUCUUACGAGAAGUUUUUCAGCCGAUUUUCGUGGCUCAAUAUCACCGUGACUGAGCAGAUGAAACACUACUUGGCUACGGACUUUGGAGUCAAAAGCGAUAGAAUCUUAGCUUUCCAUGAUAGGCCUGGCCCGCAGUUCUCACCUCUAUCCCAAGAGAAAAUCAAGCAGGUCUUUGCAGAGCACGAGCUCUUCACUAGCGUGCCUGAAAUUGAACAGUAUAAAGUUUUGGUCACCGCCACGUCAUUCACACCCGAUGAAGACCUUGGAAUUUUGCUCGAGUGUUUGAAAAUUUACCAUGACUCAUCCUCUGACGCCACGCCCCCAAUUUUCGUGCUAGUCACAGGCAAGGGGCCUUUGAAAUCUCAAUUUUUGAAGUGCGUGGAGGGUCUUGGAUUUCUGAGCAGAGUGAUUGUCAAAUCUGCCUGGUUGUCUGCGGAGGAGUAUCCUCUUUUAUUGGGCGUUGCCGAUUUGGCGGUGUCGCUACAUACGUCGCUGAGCGGAAUCGAUCUCCCGAUGAAAAUCGUCGAUUUUUUCGGUGUGGGCGUACCCGUGGUCACGCUUUCGUUCCCCGCCAUCGGCGAAUUGGUAAAAGACGGCGUCAACGGGCUUGUCGUCAGCGAAAAUAUAACCAAAUCAGUACCUGGAGAUCUCUACAAACUGGUCGCCCUGAUUUUGGGAGACGACAGCCGUUUGGCCAAACUCAAGCUAGGCGCAAUGUCUGAAAGUAAGCAGCGGUGGAACGAAAACUGGAUGCAGGUGUUGGCACCUGUCGUUGAAGGAUAG